This is a messenger RNA of Gryllus bimaculatus (two-spotted cricket), 702 nucleotides long. NCBI's taxonomy places the organism in Eukaryota, Metazoa, Arthropoda, Insecta, Orthoptera, Gryllidae. The record is from the annotation of a GenBank genome assembly.
AUGGACUAUCCGCAGGAUUUUAAAUUCGAUGCGGUUCUGAUGGAACCAAUAGGCGUGGAAUGUUUACUGGGGCUUCUUCCAAGAUUUGGGGACCCACCAAUCAUAGCCGUAAACAGCUUCUCCGUCCCCAUGUGGGUGCUUGACAUCACGGGUACCCCUGCAAAUCCGGCGUACGUGCCCCACUUUUAUUUACCUUUCGACGACAAUAUGAAUUUUCAAGAACGUGUUUUGAACUUUCUGGCCUACACGUACACCAAGGUUUAUUACGAUUAUUUUUACAUACCGUUCAUGGAAAGAGAAGCUAAGGCGUUCUUUGGACCACAGAUACCGUCUGUGUACGACACAAUGCAUAAUGUCAGCGUUGCUCUGUCGAACUAUCACCCAACGUUGGACACUGCAUUUCCAGCCGCACCAAACCUGAUUCCCAUUGGUGCCAUCCAGGUGAAAGAUCCAAAACCACUGCCAGCGGACCUCAAAAAAUUUCUUGACGAAGCAAAGGAAGGUGCAAUAUACAUGAGUUUUGGAACAAACGUACGCAGUGAUCAGUUGUCAUUGGAAAAGCGAAAGAUGAUUCUAAGUGCUUUUGCUGACUUGCCCCAAAAAGUGCUAUGGAAAUUUGAAUCGGAUAUACCAGAUGUACCAAAAAAUGUGUUGAUACGCAAAUGGUUGCCCCAGAGUGAUAUCUUAGGUAAGGAGAAUUGA